AUGACCCCUAAAUUAUAUAAAGAAGAGGAGGAAUUGAUUGCAAAGGCCCUCAAGCAUUAUGGUGAGGUUGAGUGCUGGUUUAUUGACCUCGAGCUCGCUAUACAACAAUACAAAAUUCGCCCUCAAAAUCUGUGGAACUUCGACGAGACCGGAUUCAUUGUUGGACAAGGAAAAGAUGAAGCGGUGGUAACAGCAUAUCCAAAAACAUCAAAAAGGGUAUCUAGCCUGUCCUCUCGAGAAUCAAUUACUGUCAUUGAGGGUAUAAAUGCCGAAGGAAAGAUUAUACCACCUUUAUUGAUUCCAAAAGGCAAGGUCCAUUUGGAGGAAUGGUACCGGCAUAUAAAAGAUGAUGACUGGCUAGUUGCACCUGCUUUGAAUGGAUUUAUCACAGAUAAGAUCGCAUUCAAAUGGCUUCAACACUUUGACCACUUCUCUAGGCCUGGGGCCUUCCCGGAUUGGCGCGAGGCGGAUGACACUAUUCCCAGCUCACCAACUACAAAAUCAAUAUCUCCACCAUCAACGGCCGUAAAACUACGUCGCUAUGUCAAUAAGAUUGAAAAAUCGAUUGACAGUAUAAAGGAUAUUCUUGACGAAGUAAGCCCAGGCCUUUCACGCCGUAUAAAAGUAGUUAAUCAAGGCAGUCUCACCUUGGCCAAAUUAGGCGAUCUACACCGUGAGAGCUUUGCCAAGGUUCGUGAUAUAGCAACGCGCAAGAAUCAAAAAACUACAAAGCGCCAAGUCAAAGCGAGUGGUGCACUCUAUGUAAAAGAUGCGAAUCGCCUCAUAAAACGCCAUCAUGAUGGGGAUUUGUUGAAAAUCUAUAAGAGCCAUGUCGUUGGCGUGCCGCAGCCAAUGGAAGAAGUGGCUUCAACAGAGCCUCAAAACAGCGGGUUUUUCUUUGAUACUCAGGGAGAUAGGUGA
Messenger RNA from Talaromyces stipitatus ATCC 10500, 921 nucleotides. RefSeq lists its product as uncharacterized. The record is from RefSeq and is a predicted model, not a curated record. The transcript has 3 exons. Bases 1 to 921 code for a protein of 306 amino acids. Lineage: Eukaryota; Fungi; Ascomycota; Eurotiomycetes; Eurotiales; Trichocomaceae.